AUGACACUGUAUAAUGUCUACAAACCUCCAUCACAGAAAUGCCCCACAGGUAUCCUACCCGAGGCUAACCACCCAGCAGUUUACGCUGGCGAUUUUAACUCUCAGCACACCAGGUGGGGAUACCUGAGAUCCGCAGCUGAAGGGACUGGACUAAGUGACUGGGCAGACAACCGGGACCUACACCUCCUUUUCGACCCCAAGGACACAGCGACCAUCAAAUCAAAGGCGUGGGGCACAACGUCAACACCUGACCUGACCUUCGUCAGACGUGGAGCAACAGGUACACCCGUGCGAGCUAUAAGAAGGGUCCUCGAGGCGUUCCCCCGGAGCCAGCACAAUCCAGUAAUAGUGGAGAUCGGACUAUCAAUCCCAGUCAUAAAAAGCCCCCCAAUCCCCCGGUGCAACCUGAGGAAAGCUGACUGGAAUAAAUACCGAUCCUAUGUUGAGAAAACGAUAAAUUGGAUACCACCAAAACCUGAGAACUACAAAAAAUUCGUAAGCUAA
Messenger RNA from Schistocerca cancellata (South American locust), 504 nucleotides. RefSeq lists its product as uncharacterized. The record is from RefSeq and is a predicted model, not a curated record. Gene Ontology annotation, molecular function: catalytic activity. Bases 1 to 504 code for a protein of 167 amino acids. The transcript has a single exon. NCBI's taxonomy places the organism in Eukaryota, Metazoa, Arthropoda, Insecta, Orthoptera, Acrididae.